Messenger RNA from Kuraishia capsulata CBS 1993, 2340 nucleotides. RefSeq lists its product as uncharacterized. Gene Ontology annotation, biological process: regulation of gene expression. Bases 1 to 2340 code for a protein of 779 amino acids. Gene Ontology annotation, molecular function: chromatin DNA binding; protein binding; RNA polymerase II cis-regulatory region sequence-specific DNA binding. The transcript has a single exon. NCBI's taxonomy places the organism in Eukaryota, Fungi, Ascomycota, Pichiomycetes, Pichiales, Pichiaceae. The record is from RefSeq and is a predicted model, not a curated record.
AUGAACACAACGGCCUCCAUGCAGCCCGCCUCGCUGGUGCCUGCGCAGACCAACGGCCAUGUUGACCAACGUCCUACUGGGCCUUUUGGCGAGGCCAAUGCUGAGACCUGGAUUGCUGUCGGGUCGCUUGCUGAUGCCAUAGGUGAUGCUGAUAAGGCCGCAUCAGCCUAUGACAAUGCUUUGAGGCACUCUCCUAACAACGCAAAAGCCCUGACCAACCUGGCCAACCUUUACCGCUCGCGCGAUGCUUUCGGAAAGGCUGCUGAGCUAUACCAUCGUGCACUUUCGACUGAUACGAAUAAUGGUGAAACCUGGGGUUUGCUCGGUCACUGCUACCUCAUGCUUGAUGAUCUUCAAAGCGCCUACGCUGCCUACCAGCAGGCCCUGCUCAACCUCCAGAACCUGAAUGUUCCAAAGCUGUGGCAUGGUAUCGGUAUAUUAUAUGACCGUUACGGCUCUCUUGAGUAUGCUGAGGAAGCCUUUGCGCGUGUUCUUGAGAUGGACCCCAAUUUUGAUAAGGCCAACGAGAUCUACUUCCGUCUCGGAAUCAUCUACAAGCUCCAGGGUAAACUUGCACAGGCACUUGAGUGCUUCAAGUAUAUCUUGCCAAUGCCACCAUCUCCUCUCACUCAGACAGAUGUCUGGUUCCAGAUUGGUGCUGUUCUUGAGCAACAGCAUGACUUCAACGGUGCCAAAGACGCCUACGAGAGGGUCCUCCAGGCAAACCCAAGACACUCCAAGGUGUUGCAGCAAUUAGGUUGUCUGUAUGCCCAGGAAACUACUUCUUUCCACGAUCUCGAUAUGGCACUUGCUCUGUUGAAGAAGAGUGCAGACCUUGACACCACAGAUGCUCACACUUGGUACCACCUCGGAAGAGUGCACAUGUCCAGGCACGACUAUGCCAAUGCCUAUGAGUCUUUCCAGCAGGCAGUGAACCGCGAUUCGAGGAAUCCAACCUUCUGGUGCUCUAUCGGAGUCUUGUACUACAAGAUUACUCAGUACAAGGAUGCUCUCGAUGCGUACACCCGCGCCAUCCGCCUAAACCCGUACAUCUCCGAAGUGUGGUACGAUCUCGGUACUUUAUACGAGACUUGCAAUAACCAAGUGGCCGAUGCACUUGAUGCCUAUAGGCACGCUGCCAGGCUUGACCCCAACAAUCCACAUAUUCAAGAGAGGUUGAACCAGUUGACGAAGUACGAGAGCGAGGGAGGAAAGGGUCCUCCACCUCCCCCACCUCAGCAACAGGCUCCAAGAUUACCUACAACGAUGAUGAAAGGGGCUCCCCCUUAUGGCGAAGCUCAGGCGGCUCAACCAGCGUUGCAACAACUCCAACACGGUCCACACGCGUUGCCUCCUCCUCCUCCUCCAGCCGAGCUGCCCAUUCUGCAGCAACAGCAGGCUGGGUCAUUCCCACCUGAGCAAGUGAUAGCAUCGCUGAAUGCACCUAUUACUGUUGCUCCGGUUGUGCCUGCUCCGGGUACGGAUGGCUACUUUUCUCCUCAGCCGCUUAACGUUCCAAAUGAAAAGGAGAAUCCAGGUCCUGCGUCAGAUGAGCCUGCUUUGAAGAGGCAUAAGAAGUCUAACAGUCAGAGUAAGAAGCGCGAAGAGGCUGCUGAGAUUACUCCGGUGGCUCCAGCACCAGUGGUUUCUGCACCAGUGGAUCAGCUACCACCGGUUGCGGUGCCCGUGGGGGGAGAGUCGGUAAAUCCCGCUCCUGAGGCAGUCUCACAACCGGUCGAAGAGCACAAAGAGCCAACGAUAGAUUUGAAACCACCAGAGGCAGAUCCAGAGCCUGUGGAAGAAGCAAAGGAAGAGGUUGCCGCACCUGAGCCAGAGGUUGUCGAGGCGCCAUUGCGCAAGAUUGAAGAGGAUGAAGACUACGACGACGAUGACGAUGACGAAAAUGAGAAGGCUCCAGUCGAAGAACCUGUUCACCCAGAGGAAUCUCAGAUUAAGCAAGUGGAAACCGCUGAAGUAGCUGUAACCCCAAUUGCAGCAUCUGAGCCGGCUGCUGAUGCCGUUCCAGAACAGGUUGCUGAGCCGGUGUCAGAGUCUGCGCCAGCGGUUGCCGAAUCUGCUCAACCUGUUGAGGCCGCUGAGCCUAGUGAGCCAGUGGAGCCUGAGGUGGUCGUAGAACAAGAAGCCUCUGUGGUGGAGCAAGGAAAUCCAAUCGAGACAGUGGCAGAUGAGGAGUCCAUAGCUUCUGAAACAGCCGAGCCUGAAGAACCAAACGAUUCAACAGAGACUGCGAAGGAGACGGUAAAGGAGCCUGAGUCAGCUGAAGCAAAGGAAACUUCAGAAGAGCCUAAGAAGGCUUCAGAGGAUGUCAAAGAGGCCUGA